CACGCACGCACGCCGGGGCUGGAUCAUGUCGAGCGGCGGGCCGGAGGGCGACCGGACAGCCGAGGCCCAGGACCUGAGCUGCUCGCCGGACUCCCCCGUCACCGAGCGCCGCAACCGCAGCGGCAUCAUCAGCGAGCCGCUCAGCAAGAGCCUGAAGCACUCCCGCGCCCUCUCCCAGUACACCCCCGCCUGCAACCCGGCCUCCGUCAACGGACUCCACAGCAACGGCCACACCAAGAGCCACCUCACUAAGUCCCAAGAGCGCCACCACCACCAGCAGCAGCCCCCCCCCCAGCAGCAGCAGCAGCCCCCAGCAUCGGUGCCCACCCUGGGCAAACUGGACCGGACCCUGGAGCAGAUGCUGGAGGGGCAGAACGGGCUGCUCCACUUCGCCCAAGCAGCGGCGCUGCUGAAGCGGGCGGGGAUGGAGCACAUGCUGCUGCCGGGGGGCAUGGGGGUGGGCGUCGGGGGUGAGACGGGCGUCACUUCGGGCGACCUGGAAGCGGCCUCGGCGGUGGAAGCGGUGAGCGGCCUAGCCGACUUCGCCUACGGCAUGGGCGGAGGCUUCCCGUUCAACCCUGGUCUCUUCAUCAUGACGCCGGCCGGAGUGUUCCUGGCGGACAGCGCACUGCACAUGGCCGGCCUGGCCGAAUACCCAGCGCAGAGCGAGCUGGCGUCCGCCAUCAGCUCCGGCAAGAAGAAGCGGAAACGCUGCGGCAUGUGCCAGCCCUGCCGGCGCAGGAUUAACUGUGACCAGUGCAGCAGCUGCCGUAACCGCAAGACCGGCCACCAGAUCUGCAAGUUCCGCAAAUGCGAUGAGCUGAAAAAGAAGCCGUCUGCAGCUCUGGAGAAGGUCAUGCUGCCAACAGGAGCGGCAUUCCGAUGGUUCCAGUGAGACUGUGAUCCCCCCCCCCCCCCCCCC
This is a messenger RNA of Clupea harengus (Atlantic herring), 922 nucleotides long. It is a transcript of the gene cxxc5a, whose product is annotated as CXXC finger protein 5a. NCBI's taxonomy places the organism in Eukaryota, Metazoa, Chordata, Actinopteri, Clupeiformes, Clupeidae. Gene Ontology annotation, cellular component: nucleus. The record is from RefSeq and is a predicted model, not a curated record. Gene Ontology annotation, molecular function: zinc ion binding; methyl-CpG binding.